CCGACUGCACGUCACCGUGCCCGUUAGAUUCGGAUUUUCCUGUUUUAUCCUCUUCUCAACAGAGAGAGAAACACAGAGAGUUGAUCUCAAAGCCGAGAAGAAAAAAAAAAAAACACUGCCUCUCACCUUACGAGGAGACAUGUGACAAUAAGUCCACUUGGAGUUGGUUCUAAUUGUAUUGGAGACAUGUAGUUGAUUCAGUUGGAAAAUAUCCUUCACUCACAGUUUUAGGGAGCCAUAUUAUGGAUCCAACGGUCGAACAAUUUUAUCAACUAAAACUUACUGAUCCAUUUUGAAGCAUUUAUACACGAGGAUCCGUUGUGUCUUGUACCUUUCUGGUUUCUUCAAGUGAUUUCAGUUACCAGUUUUAGCUGUUCUUAGGAGGCAGAUCUUUAUAGCAGUUUCUGGAAGGGAAUGGAAGACUGCGGACCUCUCAAAUCUGAUAAUAGAUUAAAGCACCGUCCUUUGACUCCAAUUAGGGUUUUCAGGGGUCUCUUAUGUUUGUUGGUGUAUAUUUCUACGGCUUUUAUGUUUUUAGUGUAUUUUGGACCCAUUAUUGCCUUCAUGUUGCGCCUUUUCAGCAUCCAUUACUGUAGGAAAGCAACAUCCUUCCUCUUUGGUCUUUGGUUAGCUAUGUGGCCCUUUCUAUUUGAAAAGAUAAAUAGAACUAAAAUUGUGUUUUCUGGAAAUACUGUCCCUGCAAAGGAACGUGUCUUACUUAUUGCCAAUCACAGAACUGAGGUUGAUUGGAUGUACUUGUGGAAUCUUGCAUUGCGAAAGGGCUGCUUGGGCUACAUAAAAUAUAUCCUUAAGAGCACCUUGAUGAAACUACCUGUCUUUGGUUGGGGAUUUCACAUAUUGGAGUUUAUUUCAGUGGAGAGGAAAUGGGAAAUCGAUGAACUGGUGAUGCACCAAAUACUUUCCACUUUUAAGAAUCCUCAAGAUCCUUUGUGGCUUGCAAUUUUCCCCGAAGGAACUGAUUUUACUCAAGAGAAAUGCAAGAGGAGUCAAAAAUUGGCAGCUGAAGUUGGACUUCCUGUGCUCACUAAUGUGCUGCUUCCGAAAACAAGAGGUUUUUUUGUUUGCUUGGAAACUCUGCGUGACUCCCUGGAUGCAGUUUAUGAUGUGACUAUUGCAUACAAGCAUCAAUGUCCUUCCUUCUUGGACAAUGUCUUUGGUGUGGAUCCUUCAGAAGUUCAUAUUCAUGUUCGACGUAUCCCUGUUAAGGAGUUACCAACAUCAGACUCUGAAGUAGGUGAAUGGUUAAUGGAUGCAUUCCAUGAAAAGGACCAAUUACUUUCAGAUUUCAAAGCUCAAGGCAUUGCAGGUUCUUCGGCUACAGUUUUCACUCUCCAGAAUCAAUGCAGUUAUACGAUAUGGCCCGGAACUUUAUGCGGCAACGGCAUCGCCACUCUCGGUGACGGGGGGUUCUCAUUAGCUGCAGGUGCGUCAGUCCAGUUCCCCGUCCCACAAGCUUGGUCCGGUCGAAUCUGGGCUCGAACAGGCUGCAACUUCGACGCUUCAGGCAAUGGCAAAUGCGUAACAGGCGAUUGCGGCGGUUUGCUCAAGUGUUCAGCCGGUGGUGCACCGCCAGUGAGCCUUGCGGAAUUCACCAUCGGCAAGGACGCUAACGACAAGGACUUCUACGACGUCAGUCUUGUCGACGGUUAUAACGUGGGGUUAGGCGUCAAGGCGGUUGGUGGCAGCGGAGAUUGUCGGUAUGCGGGCUGUGUUACUGAUCUUAAACGAAACUGUCCGACGGAGUUACAGGUGAUGGAUUCGGGCUCUGUUGUUGCGUGUAAAAGCGCGUGUGCUGCGUUCAACACGUCUCAGUUUUGCUGCACCGGCGACCAUGCGACGCCUCAAACAUGUUCGCCCACACAGUACUCGAAGCUGUUCAAGAACGCUUGUCCCACGGCUUACAGUUAUGCUUACGAUGAUGCUACUAGUACUUUUACUUGCUCUGGCUCUGAUUAUGUGAUCACUUUCUGCCCCAGUUAGAAUUUUCAGUUUCAUUGCCAGAUCUAAAUUCUAAUGUUAUUUUUUGAUGCAUAUAUUUUAAUUUCUGCGAUUACCUUCUUUGUU
Messenger RNA from Mangifera indica (mango), 2085 nucleotides. RefSeq names its product pathogenesis-related thaumatin-like protein 3.5. Lineage: Eukaryota; Viridiplantae; Streptophyta; Magnoliopsida; Sapindales; Anacardiaceae. Gene Ontology annotation, biological process: defense response. Gene Ontology annotation, molecular function: acyltransferase activity. The transcript is spliced from 6 exons. Gene Ontology annotation, cellular component: extracellular region; endomembrane system. The record is from RefSeq and is a predicted model, not a curated record. Bases 415 to 2001 code for a protein of 528 amino acids.